AUGGAGUCCCUGACGGCGGUGGUGUCCCACACCUUGGCCGCGGAGCUCGCGGAGAUCUGCACCUCCGCACGGCAGCGGGCGGCGGAGAGUCGGCGCCGGAACGCGGCGUGGCUGGAGGAGCUGCCAGAGGCCACGGUUCCUCGCAAGCGCCAGAAGCGAGAGGAGGACAUCGGGGAGCACCAAGCGUGGUAA
Molecule: messenger RNA, 192 nt
Organism: Effrenium voratum
Lineage: Eukaryota; Dinophyceae; Suessiales; Symbiodiniaceae
Source: the annotation of a GenBank genome assembly